AUGCCGCUCUGUCUCACCUUCGUCGACUUGAAGAAGGCGUUCGACUCAGUUGAGACGGAAGCAGUCGUGGAAGCCUUGGAGAACCAAAACAAUAUCAUCAUUGAUGUGAAGAGGGGAGUCCGACAACGCAAUGCGAAAGUUGGAAAGGGAGUGAAGGUUGAUGGUUGGCAGCUACACCAUUUGCGUUUUGCUGAUGAUAUCGUACCGGUAACACCUAGCAUCAGCCAAGCGGAACUAAUGCUGAUCGAAUUCGGCGAAACAUGUGGACGCAUCGCUCUUCAGUUGAAUCUAGACAAGACGAUGUCUAUGCGCAACGGACAGCUUCGUUUAUAUGUUCGGGAGUUGAACAUGAUAAACGACCUGACUCCCGAGCUGGGUAAGAGGAGACGAGUGGCUUGGGGAGCGUAUGAAAGCAUCGAGGAUGUAGUGAAGAAGACCAGGAACACCCAGCUCCGUGCUCACCUCUUCAACACCACCGUACUUCCUGCUUUGACCUAUGCUUCGGAAACCUGGGCAUUUCGCAAGCAGGAAGAAAACGCGGUGAGCGUCAUUGAACGCGCAAUUGAGAGAGUGAUGCUAGGAGUAUCCCGUUUCACGCAAGUGAGGGACGGGAUUCGAAGUUCUCUCCUACGUCAACGAUCGAAGAUUAGAGACGCCGCCGCGUUUGCCAAGGAAAGUAAAAUAAGGUGGGCCGGAUACGUGACGCCCUUAUCGACAACCGUUGGACCAGAGCCGUGA
Molecule: messenger RNA, 738 nt
Organism: Necator americanus (New World hookworm)
Lineage: Eukaryota; Metazoa; Nematoda; Chromadorea; Rhabditida; Ancylostomatidae
Exons: 3
Coding region: 1-738 (245 amino acids)
Source: RefSeq, a predicted model, not a curated record